AUGCCUACCCUUUUUGAUUCCCAUGACGAGUUUAGCGAGUGGUUUUCCAAGGACAUCGAAAGCCAUGCCCAGAGUAAUACGAAAUUAAACGAGGAUCAACUGAAGCGGCUGCACAUGAUCCUGAAGCCGUUUAUGCUCCGUCGUAUCAAGAAGCAUGUCCAGAAGGAGCUUGGUGAUAAGGUGGAAAAAGAUGUUUUCUGUGACCUUACUUACCGCCAGCGCGCUUAUUACACCAACCUUCGAAAUCGAGUCAGCAUCAUGGAUCUUAUUGAGAAGGCGGCUAUUGGAGAUGAUUCGGAUAGUACAACACUGAUGAACUUGGUUAUGCAAUUCCGAAAAGUUUGUAAUCACCCUGAUCUGUUUGAGCGGGCCGAGACCGCUUCCCCGUUCGCUGCUGCAUAUUUCGCGGAAACGGCAUCUUUCCUGCGGGAAGGCCCUCUUAUCGACGUUGCAUAUUCAACACGAAAUAUUAUUGAAUAUGAUCUACCACGCCUCAUUUGUAGCUCACAUGGACGCCUCGAUGUUCCUGGUCCAGGAAAUGAAAGGGCUGGAUUCAACGGCAAAUAUCUCUCUCACAUGAUGAAUAUCUGGACACCGGAGAACAUCAGAGAAAGUGCGAAACAGGACCAGGCAUUCUCGUGGCUGCGGUUCGCUGACACCUCCGUUGGAGAGGCUUUCGAACUGUCCCGCCAGGGAGUGUUUGAGCGCGCAAUAAGGCGUCGCGGAUAUUCACAGCGUCUGUCCCGGCUUAUGGUCGUCUACGAUGAUAAAGAGAACGACCUCUCCGCAGCAGUCCCUUCUCAUAGCCUGUUUAACAUCGUGGAGCGGAGUGAUCGCCGGGCCUUGGCGGAAAUCACUCGGGAAGGACGCAUGAAUGAGUUGCUGAAUAUUUCCAGCAGAACGUUCCAAAAUGCAGGGUUGGGAUUGAUCGAGCCCUGUGCUAAGCCUGGGGCGUUAGCGCCUCCGAUCACCAUCUCGUGCUCUAACCAGUUCGUCAACGUUGAAAUCAGAGACACUUUGUUCAACCCAUCCGUCCAGCCCACGCUUUUGGAACCACCACGCGAGCCAUGGAUGCAGAG
This is a messenger RNA of Histoplasma mississippiense, 1079 nucleotides long. RefSeq lists its product with no specific name. Gene Ontology annotation, molecular function: ATP binding; ATP hydrolysis activity; ATP-dependent chromatin remodeler activity. NCBI's taxonomy places the organism in Eukaryota, Fungi, Ascomycota, Eurotiomycetes, Onygenales, Ajellomycetaceae. The transcript has a single exon. Gene Ontology annotation, biological process: DNA repair. The record is from RefSeq and is a predicted model, not a curated record. The annotation marks the transcript as partial. Gene Ontology annotation, cellular component: Ino80 complex.